AUGUUACCUGGAGGUUUGUCUGAAGCUAAACCUGCCACUCCAGAAGUCCAGGAGAUGGUUAAUGAGGUCAAGUCACAGCUUGAAGAACAGACCAAUGAGACUUAUGAAGAAUUUGAAGCUGUUGAGUAUAAAACUCAAGUGGUUGCUGGCGUGAAUUACUACGUGAAGAUACGAAUCGGCAAUGAGAAGUAUAUUCACAUAAAGAUGUUCAAAAGUCUGCCUGGAGAACAUCAGUAUUUGACACUCACUGGUUACCAGACUGGCAAAAGCAAGGACGAUGAGAUCGUGGGCUUCUUUUAG
This is a messenger RNA of Echinops telfairi (small Madagascar hedgehog), 300 nucleotides long. It is a transcript of the gene CSTA, whose product is annotated as cystatin A. Lineage: Eukaryota; Metazoa; Chordata; Mammalia; Afrosoricida; Tenrecidae. Gene Ontology annotation, molecular function: cysteine-type endopeptidase inhibitor activity. The transcript is spliced from 3 exons. Bases 1 to 300 code for a protein of 99 amino acids. Gene Ontology annotation, cellular component: cytosol. The record is from RefSeq and is a predicted model, not a curated record.